Messenger RNA from Periconia digitata, 1044 nucleotides. The record is from the annotation of a GenBank genome assembly. NCBI's taxonomy places the organism in Eukaryota, Fungi, Ascomycota, Dothideomycetes, Pleosporales, Periconiaceae.
AUGGGAAACCUUUGUGUAAUUUACUUGACCCGACCGACGACUUCUUCCACCAUCACCAUGUCUGUCUCUUGUGUGCGCCCACCAAUGGGCGCCAUGAGGCAAACUGUAUCCCGAGAUGUAGCAGCUGUCAUAAAUUGUCGCUCACGCAGCUUUCACGUUUCCGCUCGGAGACUUGAUGACCAGUCUGUAUCUGGUUCACAAGCCUCAUCAAACGGACCUUCUCCUCGUCGAGUUCGCGACGCCAACGCAGCGAGCGCAAUCGAUUCCCUCCAACGCCAACGCGCACCCCCCAGAACUCCUGGCACUGGUCCACCAAGCUCUGCGGCUUCCAAUGGCAAAAUUCUCACCCUACGGAAACCGCUCAUCUCCCGUCUACCCGGCGUUGGCGCCCCCCGAACCGCAGGAGGGGACAAGACCAACGGAAAUCGAGCUCCGGGUCCCCUAGUCCGCGCGCCAUCUCAACUCCGCAUCACACGCACCACAGGCACCACGGGCAAUUCCCCAGGUGGAGGUCCUGGUGGACGCAGGACUCGUCCCCGGGGUUCUGGAGGAGACAAGAGUGAACCGUCGGCCCGGAAACGUAAACCAGCAUCUGCGGAGACUCCCACUGAAGCUGGUCAAGACAAGUCAAUCGAAAGUUUUGUAUCAGACGGUCUGCUGCAACAACUUUUACGGCUACAAAAUAAAGAAUGGGAGAAGAGACCUUAUGAGCCAAAGUAUGCGAAGGAUAGUUUUGCGGCGAAUGAGUUGAUUCAUGCGGGCAGAGAACUUUUUAGAGGGGACGCGCCAGAUGUGAAAAUUUGGGGUCGCUUAGAAAAGAAAAUUGGGGUCGUGGGCAUGCAUGGUGCUGAGGCCGCCUUGGAGGUACGAAGGGUAGUGGACGAAAAUGAUACAAUGUUGGAUGAAUACGACCUGCCAGGGGAAGUCCUCCCCUUGAAGGAGAGUAGUGGCGCAGGAAAAAAGAGCACUACAGCCGAGAAGAAAAGUACUACGACCAAGAAGAGCAGGACUGUUGAGGCCAUGAACUAAGAAGCUCGCACGUUG